AUGAAGAUGUGUUAUUUACUGUACAGCCUCCUGCCAGCCCUGAUGAUGCUGAGCAGCAGCCCGGCUAUAGUCAAUGGAUGUGAAUUUCACCAAUCAAUUUGUGGCGCCAAAGCCCCGGGGGAUAUAAUAAUUGGCAUAAUGUUGCCAUGUCAUCGCAAAGUGAAGGCUCUUAAUGACCGGAUUAGACCUGACAGCUUUCAAUGCUCAAAUUUUGAUCUGUUGGCAUUUAUGAAAUCAUUGGCUGCAAUUCACGUGAUUGAGGAGAUAAAUGCAGCUGGCUUCCUCCCAGGAGUGCGCCUUGGAUAUAUGGUGUGUGACACCUGCUCAUACGCAAGCAAAGCAUUGCAGAAUGUGGAGCACAUGUUCGCAUUCAACGCCACUCAAAAUCUGCAGUGCAACCACACUGACUUCAGGCCCCAAGUCAAGAUCAUUUUAGGAGCUAUGUACUCUGAGGUGUCUAUCGCGGUGGCCAGACUGCUCAAUGUGUACAUGGUCCCUCUGCUGAGUGCUUCAUCAUCUUCACCAGAUCUUAAUGAUAAGCUGCGUUUCCCAGUUUUUCUGCGUACUAUUCCCAGUGACACACAUCAAACCAAAGCAGUGGCCAAACUGAUGGCUCACUACGGCUGGGACUGGGUCGGGGUUGUGUACGGAGAUGACGAAUAUGGCAAAGCAGCUUUCCAGAGCUUUGUCAAGGAUGCUGGCGAAAAUCACGUGUGCUUGGCCUACCAGGAAGUGUUGCCUCAUCAUAGUGAUUAUGAGGGCACCAUGCAACGCAUCAAGCAGGUCGCUCAACAGAUCCGCUUCUCCAAUGCUCAGGUGGUACUGCUCAUCCUCAAGGGAGAACUGGUGGAGCUCCUCUUUAAGGAAAUGAUUCGGACCAACACAUCAAGGACCUGGAUUGCAAGUGACGCCUGGUCCAGGAGCAGGUCCCUUGGCCAUCUGGAUGGCAUCAACACAAUUGGUGACAUCUUGGGCUUUUCCUUUGUUGCAGUGAAGAGUGAAUCAUUUGAUAAUUAUCUCAAGAAUCUUAAACCAACCCUGGGAGGAUACAACCACUUCAUUGAAGAAUACAAAAACCUGAGAUUUAACUGCUCUUCAGAAUGUUUCUCAACCAACCCUCCAUCUUAUUGUCCAACACAUGAUCUCCUGACAAUGAAAUCUGAUAAAGCAUGCCAUACCAUGGACCCCCUAGAACAAAAUGAUGACUUUCUCACUAAGGCUUUGGAUACAAGUGAAACCUUCAGUGACAGAUUAGCAGUGUGGGCCACAGCUAAUGCUCUCAAAACACUAUUGAAGUGCAACAGUUCCUCAUGCUUGGGAGAAAUUAACUUCCCACCAUGGAAGCUUCUCAAAGAACUGAAGAUGGUUAACUUCACGUAUGAAGGCCAGACUUAUUUCUUUGACAAAAAAGGCAAUUUUGUCAAUGGUUAUGAUCUGAUAGUGUGGACACAGGAUGGAGACCACAGAAACCUUCAUAGGAUUGGGAGAUACCAUGCUCUUGAUGAACAGAUAGAACUUGAUGAGGAAAAUGUUGCCUGGCUCUCAACAGUCAAUUCCACGACCCCUCAGUCUAGAUGUUCAGAGAGCUGCCCCCCUGGCUCUGUCAAGAAGAUCUUGAAUGUGUCCUGCUGUUACAACUGCACCCUUUGUAGAGAAGGAACCUUUUCAGAUGCCCCAGAUCUUAUUGCCUGCAAAAAAUGUCCCAAUGGAACUUGGUCGCUCAGGGGUUGGAGCGGAUGUAAGCCAAGAACAGAGUCCUACCUUCGGUGGAGUGACCCUCACCCCAUGGCCAUGGUGACAGCCGCAGCCUUUGGUAUUGUGGUCUUGAUAGCUACCCUCAUUAUCUUUUUGGUGUACAGAGAUUCCCCACCAAUGAAAAGAGCUGAGGUGAGACUGUCCUGUGUGAUGAUGUUAGGUCUGGCGGUUAGCUUCUCAAGCGUGAUAUGCUUCAUUGACAAGCCCAGUGUACACCUGUGCCGGGCCCGCCAGCUCAUGUAUGCCAUGGGCUUCACACUGUGUGUGUCCUGCAUACUGGUCAAGGCCUUACGUACCUUCCUAGCUUUCCUUCCCUUUGGUCAACUUAGACAUAGGAGACUGCACAGACUUUACAAACCACCUGCCAUUAUAAUCGUCAUUACUAUUCUCCAGGGAAUCAUCUGUCUUCUGUGGCUGAUCUUUGAUUCUCCUCAAAUCGAUAACACACCUCCGUCACUACAAAGCAUGAAAAAAGUAAUCCAGUGUUGUCAAGGUAGCACAUACAUAGGUUUUGGCAUCAUGUUAAGCUACAUAGCUCUGCUAGCAUUUAUCAGCUUCCUCUUGGCCUUUAAAGGCAGGAAGGUUCCUCAGGAGUUCAGUGAAACAGGCUACAUCAUAUUUAGCAUGCUAAUAUACUUGUUUGUAUGGAUAUGUUUCAUCCCAGUCUACAUUACCAACAGAGAACAGAGCGCUCCUGUGCAGGCUUCAGUCAUUCUAGUAUCCUGCUAUGGCAUCCUCUUCUGCCAUUUCCUACCCAAGUGCCACGAAGCACUGUGGGGGUCAAAAACCGAUACACUGGAGAUGAUUAUUAGGAGAGCCACUGCCAGUGUCAUCAAGAAGUUUAAAGAGCAUGGCACUGUGGCUAACCUCCCCAGAUCUGGACGGAAAAGGAAAAUCGAUGACGGAUUUCAGCGAAAGAUUGUGCAGAUGGUGGAAAAAAAUCCUAGACUAACAUCCAAACAAGUUCAGGCUGCCCUGCAGUCCGAGGGUACAACAGUAUCAACCCGUACUAUCCGCCGGCGUCUGAAUGAAAAAGGACUCUAUGGUAGAAGACCCAGGAAAACCCCAUUUCUGACCCAGAGACACAAAAAAGCCAGGCUGGAGUUUGCCAAAACCUACCUGAGAAAGCCAAAAACAUUUUGGAAGAAUGUUCUCUGGUCAGAUGAGACAAAGGUAGAGCUUUUUGGGAAAGGGCAUCAACACAGAGUUUUCAGGAAAAAAAAUGAGGCCUUCAAAGAGAAGAACACGGUCCCUACAGUCAAACAUGGUGGAGGUUCUCUGAUGUUUUGGGGUUGCUUUGCUGCCUCUGGCACUGGACUGCUUGACCGUGUGCAUGGAAUUAUGAAGUCAGAAGACUAUCAACAGAUUUUGCAGCAUAAUGUAGGGCCCAGUGUGAGAAAGCUGGGUCUCCCUCAGAGGUCAUGGGUCUUCCAGCAGGAUAAUGACCCUAAGCACACUUCAAAAAGCACUAGAAAAUGGUUUGAGAGAAAGCACUGGAGACUUCUAAAGUGGCCAGCAAUGAGUCCAGACCUGAAUCCCAUAGAAAACCUGUGGAGAGAGCUCAAAAUGGCAGUUUGGAAAAGGCACCCUUCAAAUCUCAGGGACCUGGAGCAGUUUGCCAAAGAAGAGUGGUCUAAAAUUCCAGCAGAGCGUUGUAAGAAACUCACUGAUGGUUACCGGAAGCGGUUGUUCGCAGUUAUUUUGUCUAAAGGUUGUGCUACCAAGUAUUAG
Scomber japonicus (chub mackerel) is the source of this 3486-nucleotide messenger RNA. RefSeq names its product G-protein coupled receptor family C group 6 member A. NCBI's taxonomy places the organism in Eukaryota, Metazoa, Chordata, Actinopteri, Scombriformes, Scombridae. Gene Ontology annotation, biological process: DNA integration; G protein-coupled receptor signaling pathway; DNA transposition. The record is from RefSeq and is a predicted model, not a curated record. Bases 1 to 3486 code for a protein of 1161 amino acids. Gene Ontology annotation, molecular function: DNA binding; G protein-coupled receptor activity. Gene Ontology annotation, cellular component: membrane. The transcript is spliced from 7 exons.